This is a messenger RNA of Lucilia cuprina (Australian sheep blowfly), 4885 nucleotides long. It is a transcript of the gene sle, whose product is annotated as protein slender lobes. The coding region runs from base 130 to 4653 and encodes 1507 amino acids. Lineage: Eukaryota; Metazoa; Arthropoda; Insecta; Diptera; Calliphoridae. The transcript is spliced from 7 exons. The record is from RefSeq and is a predicted model, not a curated record.
ACGCUGGUCACAUUUGAUAAAUUCUUGAGCAUUUUUUGUGGCAUAGUCUGAGUUGUUUGUUUGAUUAAAACGUCUUAUAAUUGUGAAUAUAAAUUUAAAUAAAUUCAUAAAAAUUUAAUUUUUCAAAUAAUGGAUACUAGUGUAACUGAUUCUGCAAGUCGUGUGACACGUUCUUUGAGGAAACGGAUAACUUCGGUGGAUAGUGACAACUCCAGCCGGCCUGGUACGCCAGUUCCAUCGAAAUUAAUAUCUAUUUCAGAGAUAACCGCUUCUCCAUCUAGAUCGACAAGAAUGACGCGCCGUAAUUCCACUUCUGGUGUUGCGACACCAGUUAAAACACCAGCCAAACGUAUCACUGCAUCAUCUGCAGUUAUUCCAGAGAAUACGGAAACAAUAACGCCAGCCAGGCGUAGUACUCGCAGACGUAGUGUUUCUGUACAGGAGAGCGAUGAACCUUCACAAACAGGAUUAAAAAUACCAUCUUUUGCAGCUCUGGAUGAGGAGAAAAUCGAUUCUAAUGUACAAAAAUCAUCGAGGGUGACUCGUUCACAAUCCAAGUCUCCACAACAAAUCAAGUCUUCGAAUAAUGCAUCGACCACUAGUCCAAAAGAGACUAAUGAGAACAAAAAUAAAGAAUCAGAAGAUCAAAUUAUGAAAACAAAUAGUCAAAAACGUCGAAAGCCCGGUCCUAGAAGUAAAACGGGCGAGAAUGAAGAUGUGUCUGAUGUUGAAAUAAGUGUUCUUGAAAAUCAGAUACAAGAAGAGAUAAAAAAUAAAUCGCCAAAUAUUACAACAAUAAUUUUAACCGACGACGAGUCGAAUGCCCAAAAAGAUGAAAUACAACAAGAUACUGAAACGGUUGCAUCAGAAAAAAAUGAUUUUCAGGUUUCUGAUGCUGAGACAGUUGAGUCAACAAACUUUAAGCUGCAAAUAGAUUCAAAUUCCAAUGAUUCAAUCACAAACUUGCAUGACACUGAGAAGUCUACUAAUUUGAAAGAUGACAAUACAGCUAAUAUCAAAUCUUCUGAAGAAUUAAACGUCGUUAAAAGUGGUCAAAAUGAAAGUGAAGAAUCAAUAUCGUCAUCUAUAAAUGAAAAAACAAAUAUUGCAGCAGAACAUAGGGAUGAUAAACAGAAUGUGAAUGUAAAAGCUGAAAAUAUGUCCGAAGAUAAUUUGCAAGAGAAUGAAAUAAACUCAUCUGUUGGUAAAAUUGUAGAACUUAAGGAUGAUAGUGUAAACGAUUGCACAACUCCACAAACUAAAGUAGGGAUAUCUUCGAACGAUAAAGUUGAAAUUUUAAGUGUAAGUACUUUGACUCCUUAUCGCGGAAAAGAUUCAAAUGUCAGUGAUUGUAAAGUCACAUCGAAAAAAGUAGAAUUCGUUUCCAGUCCAACGAAUGAUAUGACCAUCAAAAAUAUUUAUCCUAAGACUCCGGCCUCAACCAAGACUGCUAAUAGUUUUAUCGAGGUUAAUUCAUCUCAUGAUGGCUCUUUUCAAGCUGAAAAAAAUACAUUAGAUACUCAUUCAGAUGAUAAUCAAGUGGAAACGCCAAAAAAAGAUGAUAAAAAGGAAAUUUCAAUUAAUAGUGAUGAAGUUAAAAAUAAAGAAUUAGAAAUGCAGGCACAAAUUGAGUCGAAGACGACUCCAAUAUGCGCUUUCAAAUGUAUUCGCCCAUUGGAAAUAGUUCAAAGCUCGACACCAAUUAAUACAGACGCAUCAAAAUCUGAAGAAGAGCAAAUGCAUAGUUCUAAAAGCAAGAAUACACCACUAAAGGAAGAAAUCACGGAAGAUUCUAAGUCUGAAACACACACAACUGAUGUGGAACCUUCUUCCAAUCAGAAUAACAACGAAAUAAAGUGGGUCAAUCCCAGUGUAAAAGGAACAACUGUUGAGGGGUGUAAGCUGGAUGCAGUGGUUACGCGUAGUGACGCGAAUGCCAAUGAAUGCCGCGAUAAUGCUGAUUCAUUUGUAGAACAAGUCAAAACCAACAAAAAAAAGAGUAUUAUUUUCUUAUCUGAAGACGAGGACGACGAAGAAAAUUAUCAAGAUGACAAAAAUGAAGAUGAUGAUGAAUGCGAAUUAGCGCCAGGAGAGAAACCCUACAAACAAAAACACGAAUUUCAUGAUGAUGAAGCAAUGGAAGUGGAUGAUUAUGCAAGUGGAGACUCCAUGGAUUCUGAGGAACGAAAAGAAAUAGAAGAUAAUGAAAUACCAAUCGAUGGUGAGUCAAUUGGUAGUCAUACUACUGAUGAUGAACAUGAUGAAUACGCAGAUGAAGAAGAGGACAGCGAAAAUGCCGAUUCAUUUAUUGUUUCCGACAAUGAGGAACUCGAAUGUUCAGAGAGCAACAAUGAAGAUGAACUGGUAGACGAAGACACACGUGAGCAUAAUCGAAAAAAGAAGAAGACCUAUAAACGUUUACAACGUCCAGCAGAGAGUUCAUCGUCAUCGGACGAAGAAGUGGAAACUAUUCAAGAAGAAUCAAAAGAAAAUUUGAAAUGCAUUUCACAGUUAGACAAAGAAAAUCGGACAGAAGAAAACGUUAACGAAGAAUACGCAGUAAAAUCUGUAUCAAAUUCUGGUGAAUUUUUUAUUGAAACAAACAAUAUUCAUAACAAAUCUAGCGAAAACGCAAUUCUUGACUCCAGUAAGCUCAGCGAUUCAGCAUUGCGCCUGCAAUGUACAGCAGAGAGUGAGUCUGAUGUAGAAGAAGAAAUCGAAGAAAAACUUAGUUUCUCUCGCAAAGAAAUUCUUCGUAAACUUAAUCAAUCAGACCGCUUUAAUAAAUCAGUUCGUGAUUUAAACCCUGAAAGUGAUACAUCACCCGUUGAGUUGGAUGUCCAAGCCGAAAUCCCUGGAUUUAAACAAGAUAAUAAUAAUGAAAAAUCAGAAUCUUCGGAUGAAGAACAUACAACUUUAUCCACUCCCGAUAAUAAAAAACAUGACAGUAGUAAAUUCAAAUCCGAAAGUCAUUUAGGAGAGGUAUCAGUGACGUCAGAAAGUGAUGCUGACAAAGAAAAUGAACAUAAAUCUAUGAUUUUAGCACCCCGCCGAAACACAGACAGUGGACUUAGUGUAUCUUUUGGUAAUUUUAAAAAGCCAAAGAGCUCUAAAGGUAGGCAGGAAUGGCAACGGUCAUUCACGAUAGAUGUUACUGUAAAGGGUGGAGACUUGGAAACUGCAGUUACUGAUGUUAAAUUAAAAGAAGAAACUGUGUCGCCCACUUCAUCGUCUACUGAUGAUCAAAAAGAUGAAGAUAUUGAAGGCGAAGACCUAAGUAAUUUAGAAAUAAUAAAGCACAUGCCAUUACAGUUAGGAAAUCCUUUGAUACGCACUCGUCGUCAAUCGCUGGCACUACCCACAAACCCAGACAUGGAGAUUUGUUCCUCAUCCCAUGGAGGUGGUACUAACAAAAUACUGAAACGUAAAAGUUUGGGAAUAUUGUCCAGCAGUGACUUUAAUCCCUCGCAAUCAUUCAUUGAUAGCAUAGAACUACAGAAAAGUGAACUUAAUAGGCAAGUAGCAAAACGGAAACGUCUAUCAAAGAGUUUUUGUGGGGCAGCGGAAACUCUUGAUAACAGUAUAGUAGAUAUUGAUGUACGACACUUACACAAACGAUCCAAAUUGAUAGGUGAAAAUAGUAUGGCUGAAAGUCAUCAUGAGUCCAUAGAAAAUAUUAACACAAGUAAACUGUCAACGAAAAUUUGUUCAACUCCUCAUCAAAAAGCCGACAAAAAUGAUUCCAACAAUAAUAUUCAACGCAUCUUAAAUCGAUGCGAUGAAAUAUUAGAAGCAGCAAAUCAAGCUAAGCUUGAAGCCAAAAUCAACAACAAAAAGAAUAAACGUAAACUUCCCAAGAAACUAAGGAAAAAAACUGGUUCAAAUUUACCAAGGGAGCUGAACCCAGAAAAUGCACUGAGAAAAGUUUCCAACGACAUAAAACGUAAAGAUAAAACUAAAACAGCCUUAUCACAGGCAAUAAAAGCUGCAGAUGUUAUACUUGGUAAAAAGAAACAAUCUCAACAUAAUACAAAAGAGCAGGAUGAAACUGAGUCCAAAAAAUUGUCACCAGAUGUGCUAGAAGCUAUUCAAAAAUCGGCUUUAAUGAAAAAGAAUUGUAAAAAAGGCAUCACCACUAAUGUCCAUACUACAUUUACAUCGGCUGGAAAUUUCAUGGAGAUGCCACAUACACCGGAGAAGAAAAAGAAAAAGCCAACAUAUAUUCAAUUGCCUACAGGAAAAGUAAGUGUUGAGCCGGCUACUCCAAAAAAACGUUCUGUUCUUGCAUUUAACGGUACAGAAUUCAGGGAAAGUCCAAUUACUCCGUACGCAGUUGGUUUUAAGGUUCGUCAAAUUCCACGUUCUGGAAGCAACGAUUCUACAUUAUCAGUUUUAAAGAAUGGCAAAAGGAAACGAGACCAUGACAAAUUGCCCAAAGAGCAUGUUUUUCCAAAAUCUCAGUGGACCCAAUCUGGUCUUUUCAUAGAAGAAGAUAUUCCCAAAAAUCGUAAAACUGCUCGAUCUGAAAAUCAUGAAUUAGCCAUUAAUCGCAAUUUCAAAGAAAAUGCCAUCAUGAGGCCUGAUAUUAAGCGUAAUACUAAGCGUGAGAUGCUGAUAUUAAAGGACCGUCGGCAAAAGCAUGGAUACUAUUAAAUAUGUACCUAUAAGUCGUUUUAUUUGCAUUUCACAGUAUACAACUUUUAUGUACUUGUUCUCUAUAUAUUCCAUGCGUCAUCAAUUAUUAUUUACAUAUAAUUAUUUAUACAUAAUACAUACAUAUAUUGUUUUUAAAUAUCUUUUUUUCGUUAUUGUAUUAAAACAUUGCAAAAUAAUCUGAGUUUACACGUACAUUGUUUUAUAAAUAAAUCGUUCUGUUCAUUUAAAA